Messenger RNA from Aedes albopictus (Asian tiger mosquito), 821 nucleotides. RefSeq lists its product as uncharacterized. NCBI's taxonomy places the organism in Eukaryota, Metazoa, Arthropoda, Insecta, Diptera, Culicidae. Gene Ontology annotation, cellular component: membrane. The transcript has 2 exons. The record is from RefSeq and is a predicted model, not a curated record. The coding region runs from base 58 to 666 and encodes 202 amino acids.
UUAUUUCCGUUUACCUACGCGUUUGAAUCAGUCGUGUGAAUCUGGAGUGCGAAAAAAAUGAGCAAAAUUUCCACAACAGGAUCUCCUCCUACGGUGCACAAUUUCGACCAAAAAACCGCCCAUCCGUUGGAGUUUCCUGUGAACAAUGACGUCACCAUACUGCAGAGCCCAGCGCGCUGCCAAUGUGGAUGGUUUGACUGGAACGUGCUGAAGACUGUUCGUUCGGCUCUCAAGAUCGGACAGAUAACAGCUGCCAUCGUCAUUCUGGCCCUCAUCCGGACCCGUCGCCGUCACAAUUCGGAACCGCUAGAUUCUCUUCCGGAAAUUGCGUUCCUAUUCCUCGCCAUCAAUGCCCUGAUAGGGACGGUGCUUUCCCUCGGCGAUUCCAUCCUGAAAGUGCAUCCUCUCCGGAAGGCAUUCACUCCGGUGCUAUGGUUCCGGGUGGAACUUUGGCUCACCGGAUUGGCAGCGGUUGCGUUCCACACGCUGGCAUACGUCGUGUUGGUGUUUGCCCUUAACUACUACGGCUACGCAACCAACAUAGUGGCGUCCGCUUUCGGAUUUGUCAAUGCCGGACUGUAUCUGGUGAAUUGGUGGAUGAAUUUCAGCAAACGGCACGAAACUGUUAGAAAGUUGGAAAACGCGAGGGGUUACGAAGAUGAAUAAAAAAAAUUGUAUGUUAUUGGAUUGGUGAAGGAAAAUAGUAGGAUUUGUUAAUCACACCCAAUUCACGGUUUGCAUUGAAAGUAACAAGAAAGUAUAUAUAGGUAUUGGCAUUAUAUUGUAUAGCAAUUAAAUGCGUAUUUCUUCAUUUACAUCUA